UGAAGGCAAUGUGCAUAUUCCAAAUGCGAAGUUAGAAGAUCGUAGUGAUGAUGGAUCGAAGUCACCACAUAUAUUUGUGAUAGCUAUGCUUGCAACAACUGGAUGUAUAUUCUUUAUGGUGGGGCUUAAGAAUCUCUGCAAUAUUCAUCGUUAUCAAUAUAGUCUUGAGAGUGAUUCAUUGGCAUGGACCACUUCAUGUUCGGUUGUGAUAUUCGGUCUAAUGGCUGUUAUAGUCGCAUAUUGUAGCUACUGUGCUGUGUUCAUCAGAGAUUUGGGCGUAGCCGUCCUUGUGCUAACGAUGCAAAAUAUCAUGAUCAUUAUACAACUUUUGACAGCAAACCAUAUCAAGCAAAUGAGGUUAACAUGGCACUCGAUAUUGGGCCAUUUAAUUAAAACUAAUGAUACAUUGAAAAUUUUCGUCGGCGCCGUUUUUGUGAUUCAUGCAUUUAGCUGGGUAUUUUCCUAUCGUCUGUGUGAUAAUCUCAUUUCGGAAAAGGAACAACAGCCUGACCAUUACGCCAAAGAGCUGCAAGGAGCCAAAUGGAACAAAUAUCUCAAUUUCGGUGCAUUAGUCGCUUGCUUGGUGACUUUUAUUCUGGUCGAAACUGACACCAUUACACUACACUACACUCGAAACGUGAAAUAUUAAGAAAAAAAUAAUCUCUUUCUUUGCGCUGAACAACCGGAAAAUGAAUCACUUUUCAAUUUUUUGUGUACUUUUUGUAUUAAUGCUUACUCAUAUCGUUACGCAGGACCAAAAAGAAAGAAAAAUUCAUUUCUGUAGAUUUUUUUUAUUAUAUAGUUUCGAAUGUAGUAUAUCGUUUUUAAUUUUUGUUAUCAAACAUUUUCGAAACUCAGCAAGAGAUUGUAUCAUGAGAUUCGGUCUCGAGUUCCAUUUUAUUUUAAACAAAUGUCGACAUUUUAUUGAAAAAUCAACAAAAAUAUUCCAAUGAAAAAACGUAUGUCGUUCUAUUCCCAAGAGAAUUUGAAGAUGAGAUAAGAGCAGUUCUUAAAUUCGUCACUUUAGCUGUUUAUCACAGUAUGUUUAUAGGAAAUGUGUGUAUACAUGGCAUAAGUUCAGUUGAAAUUAAUUUUUUUAGUAAAAACAUUACAAACGAUUCGCUGCUUCGUAAAAGUUCUAUCGAAUAAUUCAGUGAAAAUGGAGAAAUACUUUGCAAAACCUUGUCGCAAAACUGGAGAAAAAGAUAUCGAGGGAAAUGUACGUGCGGCGAUUAAGAUGCCAGAAACAUGUGAAAAACAUAAUUAUUAUAUUAAUGUUUCAUUUAUGAUUUUUGCUACUGGCAUGGUGCUCUCUACAAUUGCAAUUGUGAAUUUUUUCGGUGGUUAUACAUAUACAUGGAUCGCAGUUUGUCUACUCACAUUCGGUAUUUGGAUAAUCUUAACCGCAUUUACUAGCUGCUAUGCUGUAGUUAUGAAGGAUUUAGGUGCCUCACUUGCUGCUUUGCUCAUGCUAACAUUCUUCAUUGUUGUGCAAGUUGCAACAAUAAUCUAUGUACGCUACAAAAAGCUAUCUCUGAAUUCAGUAUUUGGCUCUUUUUUCAAAUAUAAUGUUACAUUACCGGUUAUUGUCAGCAUAACUAUUCUAAUCCAUGUCAUAUGCUGGUUAUUUACCGUCUAUUUUAUUGAAGACUGUCUAUCGGAAAUGAGAAAAAAUACCGAAUAUAUUCCAAAGCACUUGGAACAAACCAAUGACUGCAAACUUCUAAGUGUGGUUAUAUUGGUAUGCGCACUCGUCGUAUUCAUCGUGAUACACGGAAUCGUAAUGUGAGCUCUUGAUGACCUGCAUUGCCAAUACUCACAAUGUCAGAGAUUAUUCGAAAAACAAAACAAUUGAUUUUACGUAGAGCUUAAAAUUAUUCAUUGUCAGCGCAUCAUUGAUGUUUUCGGUUUAGCUCUGAUUACUUGGCUUGUGAAUUUUUUGCAAUAAAUACGUUCAAAAGAGUGUUUCAAUUCAAUUUUUUUUUUGUAUAAAAAUAGUUCUUCUUGGUUUAAUUGAAGAGUUGAAAUAAAUGUUCUAAAAUUGCUAUUCA
Sitodiplosis mosellana (orange wheat blossom midge) is the source of this 2051-nucleotide messenger RNA. RefSeq lists its product as uncharacterized. The record is from RefSeq and is a predicted model, not a curated record. NCBI's taxonomy places the organism in Eukaryota, Metazoa, Arthropoda, Insecta, Diptera, Cecidomyiidae.